AUUUUUCUUGGUUGGAGAGAUUUUUAAAUGGUAGAGUCAAAAGGGGUUGCUCUUAAAUGAAUCCACAACAACCGAGCAGUCAUCUUCAUCCUCAUUCUCCUCUGUUUCUAUCUGCAUUGGAAAUAAUGGUUCCCAUCCCACAUUUUGUUAAUUCUUCCUUUUAAAUUCAGUUUUCUGCGGCCCAAGAAUCUCUCUAAUGGCGUCACUACAUUCCCACCAUGCCUUUAACUCUUCCUCUUCCCACUUCCUCCAUGAUUUGUCCGAUGAAAACUUCGCAUAUGAGUUACAGCUCCAAGAAGCAAUCACUUCCUCCUUAUCAUCAACUCCAGCAGAAAUCCCCAAUAAUAAUUCUUCCCCAAAGCCCCAAGAUUCAAUCUGUACAAUCUGCACGGACGCCAAAUUGGCUUCCGAAAUGUUCACAAACGGACUCUGUUCACAUACCUUCUGCACCGAUUGCAUUUCAAAGUACAUCGCCGCAAAGCUGGAGGAUUCAAUGGCGGUGAAAUGCCCGCAGCCCAAGUGCGGGACGUUGCUGGAGCCGGAGAUGUGUAGAUCUUUCAUUCCGAAAGAGGUGUUGGAGAGGUGGGGUGAUGCUCUGUUUGAAGCGAUGAUUCUGAAGUGGAAGAGAUUGAACUGUCCGUUCAAAGACUGUUCGGCGCCGAUGAUUUAUGAGGGGGAUGAGAAGGGGGUGACGGCGGUGGAAUGUCUGAACUGUUGGAGAUUGUUCUGUGCGCAGUGUAAAGUGGGAUGGCAUGGGGAUAUGGAAUGUAGAGAGUUUGAGAAAGUGCGGAAGGAGAACACAGAGGAUAUGAUGACGAUGAAACUGGCGGAUGAGAAGAAAUGGAAGAAAUGCCCUAAUUGCAAAGUUUAUGUUGAGAAAACUGUAGGUUGCGUCCAUAUUAUCUGCAGGUGUGGAACGCAAUUUUGCUACAGCUGUGGAGCUAAGUGGGGUGGUGGCCAUGCUUGUCCAAACUCAGCUUAUGAACAUUCCAUGAUGGAGGCAGAAUAUGUAGUUGCUUGUGAAACUACUAAGAAAGCUGUAUGGCUUAGACAAUUUCUGGCAUAUUUAGAAGUUGUUCCAAAUAUGACAUUGUCUGUCACCCUUUAUUGUGAUAACACUGGUGUAGUGGAAAACUCCAAGGAGCCUUGUAAUCCAAAUGAGAUUUCCUUGGAGCACAAUAUUGCCGAUCCAUUUACAAAGGCUCUAACGGCUAAAGUUUUUUAG
Messenger RNA from Benincasa hispida (wax gourd), 1225 nucleotides. Its product is annotated as E3 ubiquitin-protein ligase RSL1-like. Gene Ontology annotation, molecular function: ubiquitin-protein transferase activity; zinc ion binding. The record is from RefSeq and is a predicted model, not a curated record. Gene Ontology annotation, biological process: protein ubiquitination. NCBI's taxonomy places the organism in Eukaryota, Viridiplantae, Streptophyta, Magnoliopsida, Cucurbitales, Cucurbitaceae.